Messenger RNA from Venustampulla echinocandica, 1707 nucleotides. RefSeq lists its product as uncharacterized. Bases 1 to 1707 code for a protein of 568 amino acids. The transcript has 4 exons. Gene Ontology annotation, molecular function: protein binding. NCBI's taxonomy places the organism in Eukaryota, Fungi, Ascomycota, Leotiomycetes, Helotiales, Pleuroascaceae. The record is from RefSeq and is a predicted model, not a curated record.
AUGGAGCCUAUUGGUACCUCUGCUUCGUUACUCACACUGAUUGAUGUAGCAUUGAGGACAUUCAAACACAUCAAGAGCCUCGUGAACGGUUAUCAAAAUGCCCCGGCAGAAGUUAAAGAUCUUGGACAUCGAUUAGAUGGGUUAGACAGCAACUUGCGAUUGCUUCGAUAUGUACAGGUGACACUUUCUAAUGAUGAAGGCGCUCUACACCUCGAUCGCACUGCUUUUGAGGUGUUGCAACGGUCAUUGAUGGCGACUAGUGUCGUAUUCUUGGAGAUCCGUACCUUUCUGACGAGGAUCACACGGAGAGAUGGUCGGACGGCUCGUCUUAAGUGGGCACUAUACGAUGCAAAAAAAGUAAAAGCAUGGGAGGAUCGUCUCCAGCUUCAUGGCGAUAUUCUUCAAAGAACUUUGCUGCUACUUCAUAAUCGGUAUAUGAGUAAUUUUGAAGCCGAGUUCAAGGCUUUCAAACAGGAAUUACUAAACUUACAAGCCCACCCGCCUAACAGUCAGCCAUCGAAGGGUGCGGGGCGAUUCUCCUGGGCUAGGAGUGUAUUCGGAUCAGACUGGGCAUUGCCAUAUAUUGUGAGAGUGAAUGGAUCGGUAUGUUGCUCCGAAGAUUCGACACAUUUGCGCUCAUAUGGAAUUUCCGUGAGACUGCACGCCUUAUUCUGCCUCAAGGUGUUUUCCAUGGAAACGAGGUUUAAACUAGUCUCUCUAUUCGGUGUGGAGGUCUCUGCCAUUGCUACCGGGGUAGUACUUAAAAACGUCGUUCCAGAGGAUUCCUUGAUUAUGAGAGCUUGUCAGACUGGGAACACUUUCGUAGUCUGGAACCUUUUGAAUGAGGGUAAAGCAAGUGUGAACGACGUAACCCCGGAUAACUUCUCCCCGUUUUCAUAUGCGAUUGCAAGUGGCUCAGUGGAGCUUCUGAAGCAGCUCGUCUGGAGAGGGGCUGACCCUAGAAAAUCUUUUGGACGAUUUCAGACAAGUCCACUUGAUUGGGCAUUUGCACAUCGACAGCUUUCGGUUGUACGGUAUUUAUUGGAAAAUCGUGUGGAUGUCCACCACAUCAGUGCCAGAGGAUGGACGGCGGCAUUUAGUCUCUUCGGCGAAGAGCCAGAACACCAAGCCCCUUGCGAAGAGUUUCUGGAAGUUAUUUCAGCUGCCUCUUUCAGCGAUUUUGACGCUCAAGACGGGGACGGAUGGACUGCUAUGCAUAGAGCCGCGGCGUUUGGCAAUGCGAGCCAGAUCAAAUCACUGAUAUCGAGAGGCGCAUCACCCAAGAUCCAAACCAGAAAUCUGAUGUGGGCUCCAAUCUUCUGCGCUGUUCAGUUCAACAACAUGUCGACUUUCAAGGAACUCACUAGAUACCAGCCGAACUUCCUCACUGCCACUGAUGUACGCAAAUGGACUCUCCUUCAUUUGGCAGUUGAAUCCAAAAGCCUUGAUAUAAUGAGGUUUCUUAUCGAUCUUGGAGCAGAUCCUCGUGCCUACUCCUCUCCUACUCAUUUCUCCAUACCGGAUGACCUGGAGGAUAUGUCCCUUUUGCCAGAAGAUAUUGCGAGGGUCCAUGGAACUCAUAUUUUCUCUAACUAUUUGGAUGCCUUGGUUGCAAAGGGACAUGAUGUUCAGGCCGUCGAUGAUGAGCAAGACAACUCACUCGACCUUUUCUGGCCUGCUUUGGAGCAUGCCGUCGAGAUGGAAUGA